Molecule: messenger RNA, 757 nt
Organism: Bacillus rossius redtenbacheri
Lineage: Eukaryota; Metazoa; Arthropoda; Insecta; Phasmatodea; Bacillidae
Exons: 7
Coding region: 60-503 (147 amino acids)
Molecular function (GO): odorant binding
Source: RefSeq, a predicted model, not a curated record
CUGGUAAGUCCGACGAAUCGUUUUGCCCUGCGGCGGGAGGGUUUCAUCCUUUGAUAAUUAUGUCUGCAGUUCAGUCCAUUAUUACUUGCGUGUCACUCGCUUUGAUCGUGGCUGCUGAUUUUACGUCAGUCGUGGAGAGCGACCUCGUAGACUGCAAUAAAAAAUACAAUGGAAACGUUGAGUUUUCAUCGCCAAGGGUAGGCAGAAUUCUGACCGAUGCAGUUAGAUCCAAUACAAAUGACCAACCUACGAUGUGUGUGUACGACUGCAUCUUGAAACGUAUGGGAAUAUUAACCAAGAAUGGUUUUAGUUUGCCCGAUUUCCUGCACGCUGUUUCUGGAGAGAACGUUGCAAGCUAUGCAAGAUGUAUCGAUGCGCCAAAGGCGAUGCAGUGUCUUGGAGAAGCAAGUGAAGUCCCGAGAGCGGAUGAAGCCGACUCCUCUUGUCUGAGAACUCGCAAGCUACUUUCUUGCGUAGGCCCCUUACUGACGUGCCCGCUGUAGUCAGCGCAAGGAAAUGGAGUUUACGAAGAGAAAUUCAAAUAUGUAACAUAAUUGUACAAUUGCUUGUGAAUAAGUUUUUUUUGUUCUUAAAAAAAAAGAAAGUUAAUAUUCUUUAAAUGAUUUUUUUUAGCUUGAAGCUUUUUUUUUUUUUGGGAAACUAUUGAGAGAAUUGAAAAUGUUUUUAAGUUGACUGUGUAUUGAGUCACGUAAAUAAAAUAUGUACUACCUGAUAUUAAAUAAAAGUUUUGGGAAUA